Harpegnathos saltator (Jerdon's jumping ant) is the source of this 1300-nucleotide messenger RNA. RefSeq names its product immunoglobulin domain-containing protein oig-4. Gene Ontology annotation, biological process: synapse organization; homophilic cell-cell adhesion. The transcript is spliced from 6 exons. Lineage: Eukaryota; Metazoa; Arthropoda; Insecta; Hymenoptera; Formicidae. Bases 301 to 1125 code for a protein of 274 amino acids. Gene Ontology annotation, molecular function: axon guidance receptor activity. Gene Ontology annotation, cellular component: plasma membrane; neuronal cell body; axon. The record is from RefSeq and is a predicted model, not a curated record.
GCUGCGUGGACCCACCGCGCGUGGUCCAUUCGUAUUUUAGGUGGCAGGAUCUAGCGGAUUCAAUCUCUGGAAUAUACGCUUUGCGUGUCAGAGGUCAGCGGAGUUGUUCGGAUCCUCGGUAAGGACAAGAGGCGCGUCACCUCGACGAACUGCGUCGGGCACGCGCGCAUGAACGCGCGUGUCAUUACACCGCUGAUUGAGCGCGCGUUGGUCGAGCGGGUGAACGAGUCGAACUCAUUAAUCCCUCUUCAUCAUCGGAUCGUUAUCGAAUUCUUUCAUGCUAGAUAAUCAAAUGACGAGAUGCCGAGGCUGUUGUAUUUGUUCUUACUAAUGGCUCUAAUGAUGAGCACAGAAGCAGCAAAGGGCGGCGGUAGAGGGGCUGGUAGAGGUCGCGGCCGAGGAACAGUUUACGGCUCGCGAAUGCCUAUCCUGAUACCUCACCGAAAUCCUGCCAGUGCGCAUUAUUACGAGAACAAAGAUGGUGCCAAGAUCGUGAAGGCGUCUCAUUUUGAGCUGGAUUACAUGCUGGGCAGGAAGAUUACGUUCUUCUGCAUGGCUACGGGUUUUCCAAGACCGGAGAUCACUUGGCUGAAAGACGGGAUCGAGCUGUACCAUCACAAGUUCUUCCAGAUAAUCAUGUCACGCUCCAUGCUGCUGCUGAUCCUGCUGAGUAUACUGUUGCUGAACUGUUGCCGAGAGACGUUCGGCCGGAGAGGACGAGGAAGGGGCAGAAGCAAGUCUCGCGUGCAGAUUGGAUUGCCCAUUACCGGGAAAUAUCGUGAUCCAGAGAGCGAUCAAUAUUACAACAACCACAAUGGUGCCAAGAUAUUGCUAGCGUCGCAUUUCGAUCUGGAGUAUGUCCUGGGACACAAAAUAGCCUUCCUCUGCGUCGCUCGUGGCACUCCGCGACCGCACAUCACCUGGUUCAAAGAUGGCACCGAGAUAUACACCCAUCUAUAUCUACACAUACACGAGUGGCAAGUGGGACCUGACAAGGUGAAAUCGAAACUCGAGAUCGAUCCUGCUACUCAGAUGGACGCGGGGGUCUACGAGUGCACGGCGGACAAUAUGUACAGUAUCGAUCGCAGGUCUUUCAAGACUGACUUCUCCAUCGCUUUCGAUUAACGUGAGCGUAACGUACAGAUAAUUGAGCCGAGGUAGGAUGAUUAAAUUUCUACGAUCUGACGAGACUGAUCAUGAAACUACUACAGUAGGCUCCGAAGAAACGACUUAGAACUUACUCUAUGUAUCUCACUGUGUAAUAUGAAAAAAAAAAGAAAAAAAAAGGGGGGAAACUAAA